AUGAGCAGUGAAUCUAGACAAGAGCUUGUCAACUGGGUCAACUCCACCCUACAGCUCAACAUCUCUAAAGUUGACGAAUGUGGCAAGGGCUUUGUGUACUGCCAACUACUCGACUCCAUCUACCGAGACAUACCACUUAAGCGUGUCAAUUUCCGCGCCCGCAAUGAGUACGAGUACUUGUCUAACUUUAAGAUUCUCCAAGCCGCCUUCACAUCACAUGGAAUUGACCGACCCAUUGAAGUCGACCGGCUUGCCAAGUGCCGGCUUCAAGAUAACCUCGAGUUUCUUCAGUGGUUUAAACGCUUCUGGGAUGCAAACUACCCCACUGGCACAGACUAUGAUGCUGCUGCUGUUCGAUCUUCUUUUGGAGUUCUGGCGCCUUUAGGAUCAACAUCAGCCUCUUCAUCUCCAGCAUCUUCUUCAUCUCUAGGACCUAGACUUUCUUCAACUUCUUCAAGAUCACCCUCAGUUUCUUCAGGAAGACUCUCUGCAGUUGGUUCUGCUAGACCCACAUCCGCCUCAAGACCUUCAGUCACUGGCCAAUACCGCUCAGCCCGUCCAACGCCAACAACAACAUCAUCAUCAUCAUCAACAACACCAGCAACUCGUUUGGGUUCUAGUGCAGCAUCGCAUUCUCGUACAUCAACCACCCCUCAUCAUACCACAAUCCACACAACAAACACUACUUCUUCUUCACGGCUUUCAUCCACACACGCACGCACCACAGGUCGAUCAUCUGCUGUUGGAACACACACAGGCCCAGCUUCUACAGCAACAGCUGCAGGUCGACAUGGUGGUUCAGCAGCUACUGGUGGUGGCCGUUUGAGUGCGGUUGGGGUGCGAUCUGUAUCUGCGCUUGGUGCACACUCGUCGUCAGCAUCUGCAGCAGCAGCAGCGGCUGCAGUGAGUGCUGCGCGAGAAGAAGCAGCAGCGGCACAACAAGCUGCAACAGAAGCCCAGGCACAGGUGGCGGCUCUAGAACAGGAGUUGGAAGAAACACGGCAAGAAUAUGGAGCGAUAGAGAAUGAAUACCACCAACUGAUGGACCAUGCGGAGCUAGUGACUUCGGAGCGCGAAUUUUAUUUUUCCAAACUGCGUGAAAUUGAGAUUCUAAUGCAGAGUGUUUCCGAAAUGCUUAAAAAGAAGGAAGAACAAGGUGGUGACAGUGGCGAUAAUAAGAAGAGCAACGGGGAUGGUACAGAUAAAAAUGAAGGCGAAGCGAAUGGUGAGAAAUCAGAAAAGAAGAAGGAUGGAGAUGAAUCAAAUGGUCAAGAAAGUGGUUUGGGAUCAACCGCUAAUGGAAAAUUGGGAAUGCUUGAGCCGAAAAUCUUUGUAAAGGCUAUUAUGGACAUUUUAUACUCUACAGCUGAAGGGUUUGAGGCUCCCAAUGAUACAAUCAUGGAGGUUGACAAUGAAGAUACUCUUAUGCCUAUGGAAGGAGAUGAAGAAGAGACUUUUUAA
This is a messenger RNA of Magnusiomyces paraingens, 1461 nucleotides long. RefSeq lists its product as uncharacterized. Gene Ontology annotation, molecular function: microtubule plus-end binding. Bases 1 to 1461 code for a protein of 486 amino acids. Gene Ontology annotation, biological process: protein localization to microtubule plus-end; spindle assembly; regulation of microtubule polymerization or depolymerization. The transcript has a single exon. The record is from RefSeq and is a predicted model, not a curated record. Lineage: Eukaryota; Fungi; Ascomycota; Dipodascomycetes; Dipodascales; Dipodascaceae. Gene Ontology annotation, cellular component: cytoplasmic microtubule; microtubule plus-end; microtubule organizing center.